AUGAGAGCCUCGUCGACCAGCCGCAAAGUCUCGGACGCCGAGGCGCGCUGGGUCCUUCUUCCCGACAUGAAGAUCGGACGUGCCCCACUCGGUGGUCCCGAACCCUCGGUGCUUGUCGACCAAUGCAAGAAGAAGUGCGAGUACAACCCAAAAUGCAGCAGCAUCUCGUUCCAGGCGACGGCAUGGCCCAACGGCGCGUGCACCUUCUACGACAGCACGCCCUCGCUCAUGCCAGCCAGUGCAACGUAUUCUGCCAUUUCGUACCCGGCCAAGUACACGUCCUAA
Molecule: messenger RNA, 285 nt
Organism: Saprolegnia parasitica CBS 223.65
Lineage: Eukaryota; Oomycota; Saprolegniomycetes; Saprolegniales; Saprolegniaceae
Exons: 2
Coding region: 1-285 (94 amino acids)
Source: RefSeq, a predicted model, not a curated record